AUGUCCUCCCCCGCCGUGAGCAAAGCACCCCCCAAGCUGGGCUCCAAGGCCGGAACCCCCGCAAAAGCUCGCAAAGCCUCUGGCUCCAGCGCAGCCAGCAAACCCAGCACCACUGGCGCAAGCCCCAAAGCCACGAAGAAGACAACCACACCCCGCAAACUCUCCCAGAAAGCCCCCGAACCACUCGACGACGAUAUCGAAGAACAGUCCAUCCCAGAGACACCUUCCCCGAAGUCGAAGAAGCGCACCGAGCAGCGUCGCCCCAUCUCCCCACCCGACGACGCAGCCUCCCAGGCUCCUUCCGCCUCCGGCUCCGCAGCCCCACUUGGCCGCGCUGCCUCAGGGUUGUCUGGUAAGGCCAAGGGCCUCGCCGGUAAGACAAAGGAGACAGUCCAGCAAGGUUCCGAGGGUGUGCAGAAUGGUGCGAAAAAGGCCACCCAAACUGCCACCGAUAACCUGCCCGUGCCAUUUGACUUAUCUGCAUUGAAGGGUCGUGAGGUCGCCGAGGGCGGGAAUAUCCUUGGACAAGAUGGGAACCCCAUUGGCAAGGUUGUCGAGGGGGAUGCGGAGGAUCUUGUCGGACAGACUGUUGGCGACGAUGGGGAGAUCGUUGAUGAGGAUGGUGAUUUGAUUGGUCGCGUUGAUAUCCUACAUGAGGUCGCCGACCAGGCUAAGAAUGCUGCCGACGACGCCCAGGAGAAUGUUGGAGACGUUGACCUGGAGAAAGUUGUUACGGAUAUCGCUCAGCUUGAAGGCCUUCCUGUUUCCGAUGGUGGUGUUAUCAAGAACGCUGCUGGUCAGAUCGUCGGCCGGAUUGUUGAGGGUGAUCCUGAAGACCUUAUUGGGUAUACCCUUAAUGAGGAUGGUGAGAUCGUUGAUGAAGAAGGCGAUGCCAUUGGCCGCGUUGAUCUGAUUCCUGUGGAUGAGCAGAAAAAGGCUAUCGAAGAUACUACUGGUGAUGCCGCUGAUAAGGUCGGUGGCGCUAAGGAUGACCUUGAGGAUCAGUACGAAGAUGCUCAGGAUGGUCUCGACACCGAACAGGCUAAGAGUGCUGUUGAUGGCGUCGCUGAUGAGGCCAAGGACGAUGUUUCUGACAUCGAAGGAAAUGUCGACAAGGCUAAGUCUACUGCCGAGGAUGCUGCCUCCGACGCCGGGGACGCUACCGAUGACGUGGACGGUGUUGUCGACGAUGCCACGGACGCCGCCCAAGAUAGCAAGAUCGACCUCGAAGAUAAUGUCGAAGAUGCUAAGACUGCCGCCGACGACGCCGGUGAAGACGCCACUGAUACUCUCGAUGACAAGCUCGAGAGUGCUAAAGACACCACCGAAGAUACCGCCGAAGAGGCAAAGGACACCGCCGAAGACGCGGCUGAAGACGCCAAGGACACCACCGAGGACGCGGCUGGAGACGCCCAAGAGACCGCCGAGGAUGCUGCCGAAGAUGUCGAGCAACGGAUCCCCGGGCUCGAGACCCUCGAAGGCAAGGUCUGUAACAAGCUCGGCUACAUCAUCGACCAAGCGACCGGCAAGCCUGUUGGCCAACUUACCGAAGGCGACGCUAAGAAAAUCUCCAAGCUCGGCGCCACACUCGACGACAAGGGCCAGUUCUGGGACAACCGCGGCAACGUGAUCGGUCAAGCCAAGGCACUCCCAAUUGAGGAGGACGAAGGCGAAGAAGGCCCCUUCUCCGGUCUAGAAGGUCUUGUCGUCGGCGAAGACGGCUUUGUCGAAGACGAGAACUCGACUCGCGUUGGCCGCCUAAUUGAAGGCGAUGCUAAGAAACUGAGCGGCCGCGGUGUUGACGAGGAUGGAGAAAUCCUCGAUCGCAAGGGUAACGUCAUCGGGCGCGCUGAGCGCCUCGAACCCGAGGAGGAAGAGCCAGAGGAGGAAGAGGUCGGACCUGAUUUCUCUGCUGUCAAUGGUCUCACCUGCAACAAGGCUGGCUAUGUCAUCGGACCCGAGGGGUAUCCCAUUGCCCGUAUUGUCGAGGGAAACCCCAAGGAGCUUGCCGGUAAGAAGAUCGAAGACGGCGAGAUCUACGACGGAAAGAAGGUCGUUGGCCGUGUUGAGCUCAUCCCUGAAGAUGAGCUUGAGAGCAAGCCCGAGGGUCCCUUCGCUGGUAUGGAUAGCCUCUUUGUGACCAAGGAUGGAUUCGUCGAGGAUGAUGAGGGAUCCAUCGUUGGUAAGCUAAUCGAAGGCGACGCGAAGAAGCUUCGUGGUCGCGCUGUUGACGAGGAUGGCGAGAUCACCGACAAAUACGGCAACGUCAAGGGUCGUGCGGAGCCUUACGAACCUCCCCAGGAGGAGGAGCCUGCCGAGGAGGACCUUUCUAUCCUCGAGGGCAAGGUUGUUAACAAGUCCGGUAACGUCGUUGACCCUGCCACUGGUGCUGUCGUCGGACGCAUUGUCGAGGGUGACAAGCGCCUCGCUGGAUGCAAGGUCGAUGGCAAGGGCCAGAUCUGGGGUGACAAUGGCAAGGUUGUUGGACGUGCUGAGCUCAUUCCCGGCGCCGAGAAGCAUAAGGAUGAAGGCCCAUUCUACGGUUUCGACAACGCCGUUGUCGGCAAGGACGGAGUCGUUCAAGACGGUGAGAAGAUCAUCGGACGUGUGAUUGAAGGCGACGCCAAGCGUCUUCUCGGUCGCAAGGUUGAUGAGGACGGUGAUGUCCUGGACAAGAACGGCAACACAAUCGGCAAGGCUGAGCGCUGGGAGCCCGAGGAGAAGAAGCGCGAUGUCAACCCCAUGUCUGGGCGCAAGAUCACCAAAGAGGGCGAAGUCCGCGAUGCGGAUGGAAACCUCAUUGGCAAGCUGACCUCGGGUAACCUCGCUACGCUGGUUGGCAAGACUGUCGAUGACAACGGCUACGUUGUUGACAACGAUGGUAACAAGAUUGGCGAAUGCACCUUGCUUGAGAACAUCCCCGAGCCUGAGCCCGAGGAGCCCGAGGAGCCCCAAGAGGAUGAGGAAGAGGGACCCACGGCCGAAGAGCAGGAGGCUGCGGCUAAGGCCGAAUCUGAUCGUCAGCUCGCCGAGAAGAUGAUCUCCAUCCUCAGCCAGACCCUUGAUCGAGUCAAGCCUGUUUGCAAGCAGAUCGAAGAGGCCUGCCAGAAAGCUGACCGCACCCCGAAGGAGGAGCUCGACGAGGAGAAGCUUGUUCAAACCGUUAAGCCGCUCCUCGAAGAGGGAGGCCGCAUUCUGCAAGAGUGCAACGGAGCUGUCCGUGCACUCGACCCCGAUGGACGCAUCGCCGCGACUGCUAAGGCGCGCGCUGCUUCUCGUGAUGCCACUCCUGAGGAGUACCAGCUUGCCGACAUGAUCAAGGAGCUCACUGAGACGGUCAUCAAGACUAUUGAUAACGGCAAGAGACACAUCGCCGAUAUGCCUCAUGCGAAGAAGAAGCUGAGCCCACUCUGGGGUUUGCUCUCCGAGCCAUUGUUCCAGAUCAUCGCUGCCGUUGGCUUGUUGCUUAACGGUGUGCUUGGACUGGUUGGCCGUCUGCUUGAUGGCCUUGGUCUUGGUGGAUUGUUGAAUGGUCUGCUAGGCAGUCUCGGAUUGGACAAGUUGAUUAGUGGACUUGGUCUGGGCAGUUUGACUGACGCUCUUGGACUUGGUGGAAAGAAAUGA
Messenger RNA from Penicillium expansum, 3624 nucleotides. RefSeq names its product LEA domain protein. The transcript is spliced from 2 exons. The record is from RefSeq and is a predicted model, not a curated record. The coding region runs from base 1 to 3624 and encodes 1207 amino acids. NCBI's taxonomy places the organism in Eukaryota, Fungi, Ascomycota, Eurotiomycetes, Eurotiales, Aspergillaceae.